UAGGGGGCGUAGGGAGGCCGCUAGAGAGCAGCCGGUGUCUGCACAGAGUGUGCUGGCAGGAGGAAACGGAUCGUGGCAGAACAGAGAUGUAGUGCAGAGCUCUCUGGGACUCCCUUCGCCUGCCGCCUGUCACUCUCACCGGGGAUCGUUUGUCUGCCACUACCGAGGAAAUGGGAAGGAGCGGACGCAUUUCUCCGCAGAGUUAACGUCGCGCUGCGUGGACGUGUCGCGUAAUGCCACCGAGAGGAGCUGCCUUCGAGGGGGGAAGCGUCCAUGGGAGGUUUUGUGGGAGUAGCUAGUUGCUAGCGGCUGCGCCGAGUACUUCGUAACGUCCUCGUUAAGGAUGCUCCGCUGGAUACGACAACAGCUGGGCGUUGACCCUCCCCAUCAAAGUGACACCAGGACGGUUUAUGUUGCAAACCGUUUCCCUCAGCAUGGCCACUACGUCCCGCAGCGCUUUGCCGACAACAGAAUCAUCUCCUCCAAGUACACAAUUUGGAAUUUUGUCCCUAAGAAUCUGUUCGAGCAGUUCAGAAGGAUAGCCAACUUCUAUUUUCUCAUUAUCUUCCUCGUACAGUUAAUGAUAGACACCCCAACUUCCCCAGUAACCAGUGGCCUGCCUCUCUUCUUUGUGAUCACAGUUACAGCCAUAAAACAGGGCUACGAGGAUUGGCUGAGACACAAAGCAGACAACGAGGUGAACGGGGCUCCGGUGUUUGUGGUUCGCAGCGGAAGUCUCGUCCAGACAAAAUCAAAGAACAUCAGGGUGGGGGACAUAGUUCGUGUGGCUAAGGAUGAGACAUUCCCAGCUGACCUGGCCUUGCUGUCGUCGGAUCGAGACGAUGGAACCUGUCACAUCACCACAGCCAGCCUGGAUGGGGAAACCAACCUUAAGACUCACUACUCGGUGGCAGAGACGGCGGUGUGUCAGUCUGUGUCCCAACUGGAGGCUCUGCAGGCCGUGGUGGAGUGCCAACAACCGGAUGCUGACCUGUACAGGUUUGUCGGUCGGAUUACGGUGACUCAAGAUGAAGAGGAGAUAGUCAGGCCGCUGGGUCAGGAGAGUUUGCUGCUGAGAGGAGCCAGGUUGAAAAAUACCAGAGAGAUUUUUGGUGUGGCAAUUUACACAGGCAUGGAGUCCAAGAUGGCGCUCAACUAUAAGUGCAAGUCCCAGAAACGCUCUGCAGUGGAGAAGUCCAUGAAUACCUUUCUAAUCAUCUACCUUGGCAUCUUGCUGUUUGAGGCCAUACUCAGCACCAUCUUGAAAUAUGCCUGGCAGGCUGAAAACAAGUGGGACGAGCCUUUCUACAACCAGAAGACUGAACAAGAGAGAAACAGCAGUCCGAUCUUGAAGUUCAUCUCAGACUUCUUGGCGUUUCUGGUCCUGUAUAACUUCAUCAUCCCCAUCUCGCUUUACGUCACUGUGGAGAUGCAGAAGUUCCUGGGUUCCUUUUUUAUUGGCUGGGAUUUAGACCUUUACCACGAGGAGAGCAACCAGAAAGCUCAGGUCAACACCUCUGACCUCAAUGAGGAGCUGGGACAGGUGGAGUAUGUCUUUACGGAUAAGACGGGAACGCUAACUGAAAACGAGAUGCACUUCCGCGAGUGUUCAAUCAACGGAGUCAAGUACCGGGAAGUUAACGGCAAACUGGUACCGGAGGGAAUGAAUGACGACUCGCCAGAUGGUUGUACGCCUCAACUGAUUGGUGAGGAGUUGUUAUUUCUCAAGGCGGUGUCGCUGUGUCACACAGUUCAGAUCAGCUAUGACCAGCCAGACAGCCUCGGCGGGGGAGGAGACCCGUUCUCCCAUGCGAACGGUUUCUCCUCCAAUAACAUGGAAUACUACGCCUCUUCGCCGGACGAGAAAGCUUUAGUAGAGGCCGCAAAGAGAAUUGGAGUGGCCUUCACUCGGUGCAGUGGAGAGACGAUGGAGAUCAGAACAUUCGGAAAGUCAGAGAAGUAUAAAUUGCUCCAUUUGUUAGAGUUUGAUGCUGAUCGCAGGAGGAUGAGCGUCAUACUGCAAACUCCCUCAGGUGGCAAAGUGCUGUUCACCAAGGGCGCAGAGUCGGCCGUCUUACCUUUCACUACCAGCGGUGAGAUAGAAAAGACCAGACUUCACGUGGACGAGUUUGCCUUGAAAGGUCUGCGGACCUUAGUUGUCGCAUGCCGCCACUUCAGCCCAGAGGAGUACAUUGACGUGGACAAGCAUCUGAGCGCUGCUCGCACCGCGCUGCAGCAGAGGGAGGAGAAACUGCAAGAGGCCUUUAACUACAUCGAGAGAGACCUACAGCUGCUGGGAGCAACAGGGGUUGAGGACAAACUCCAAGAUAAAGUCCAGGAGACCAUUGAGGCUCUGCGGCUGGCGGGGAUCAAGAUAUGGGUGCUGACGGGAGACAAACAUGAGACGGCGGUCAGCGUCAGCCUGUCCUGUGGCCACUUCCACCGGACCAUGAACAUCCUGGAGCUUCUGCAGCAACGCUCCGACAACGAUUGUGCCGAGCAGCUCCGCAGACUAGCCAGGAGGAUAAACGAGGACCAUGUCAUACAGCAUGGGUUGGUUGUGGAUGGGGCCAGUCUGUCUUUAGCCUUAAGGGAGCACGAGAAGCUCUUUAUGGAAGUGUGUAAAAACUGUUCAGCGGUGCUCUGCUGCCGCAUGGCCCCGCUGCAGAAAGCUAAGGUGGUGCGUCUUUGGAAAACCUCCCCAGAGAAACCCAUCACUCUAGCGAUUGGGGAUGGAGCAAAUGAUGUCAGUAUGAUACAGGAAGCUCACGUGGGCAUAGGUAUAAUGGGAAAAGAGGGUCGUCAGGCCGUGAGGAACAGUGACUAUGCAAUCGCCAGGUUUAAGUUCCUGGCAAAACUUUUGCUGGUCCACGGUCACUUCUACUACAUUAGAAUAGCUACGCUUGUACAGUACUUUUUCUACAAGAAUGUGUGUUUUAUCACGCCACAGUUUUUAUACCAGUUCUUCUGUCUGUUUUCACAACAAACUCUGUAUGACAGCGUUUACCUGACGCUGUACAACAUCUGCUUCACCUCGCUGCCCAUCCUGGUGUAUAGUCUGUUUGAACAGCUGGUCCAUCCACAUGUACUGCAGAAUAAACCUGGACUGUACAGGGACAUUAGCAGGAAUUCUCUGCUGUCCUUCCGGACGUUCCUGUACUGGACUUUGUUGGGCUUCUGUCACGCCUUCAUCUUCUUCUUUGGAUCCUACAUCCUGAUGGGAGAGGACACAUCGCUUAUGGGCAAUGGACAGAUCUUGCGAGCUAACAGGCAGCUGAUGUUUGGGAACUGGACAUUCGGAACGCUGGUCUUUACUGUGAUGGUCAUCACAGUCACAUUAAAGCUUGCUUUAGAGACUCAUUUCUGGACGUGGAUGAACCAUUUUGUGACGUGGGGUUCUAUAGCCUUCUACUUCAUCUUCUCCCUUUUCUACGGAGGCAUCAUCUGGCCUUUCCUCCACACCCAGGACAUGUACUUUGUGUUCGUACAGCUGUUGUCCAGCGGCUCGGCCUGGUUUGCCAUCAUCAUCAUCAUCAUAACUUGCCUCUUCCCUGAUGUAGUGAAGAAGGUCUUCUAUCGACAUCUGCAGCCCACCAGCACACAGAAGAGUCAGAUGUAUUCCAACCGUGUGGCGAUAGGUGAUGACUUCAUCGCUCUGCAGCCUCUAUCCAGAGCCAAGAGCCAGCUGGGCAAAAUUAGAUGGAAGAGGGUGAGGGUUCAGUCGGCCCAGAAUAUGACCCUGUUAAAGCCCAGCGGAGCCCAGGGGAGGACAAUUGGCACCUGCUAGCUGCUUAUCCUCCCCCUGCUGCCUCCCGGCCCAGACCCCUGCUCCCCUAGGUAGUACCGUACUUCACUCCCAUUGUCCUUCUAUUGGGUGAAAACGACCUGCUCCUUCAGUCCUUCACCCAUGGCUAUAUGUCACGCUGCCCUUUUUAGUUCAUUUUUCUGUCUCCUGUAUGAAUGAUCUUAUCCUUCCCUACGUGGAUAUGACUGACCCCCGACCUCCCUGAGCCAACCACGCGUGUCCCCUUUCAUUGCUGUGCUCUCCCCGCUCACUGUUCAGUUCAGAGAGAGAAUGUUGUUGGCAUGCUAAUUUCAUUGUCCUUGCUGUAAAUGUGUUCAUUCAGCACAUCCCUCUAUCAUUAUUCUCCAUAUUGAAGGAUGCAUGAAGUACCAUUGUCCCCUUGUGAGUAUUUGAUAUCUUAUAUAACACUGUUGUGUUUACGGUGUGGUUUUAAGACUUCUGUUUUAUUGGGCUUUCACGAGCACCAAAGAUUAAAAUACUUUCUCAAGUUGUGCUACAUGAGGACGGCACGCAUUAACGCCAACUGGACUCUGUAGUUCGGAAGGUUUGGCCUCUGGGCUUCGGAUUGCUGCUGCUUCUCUAGAACAAAGGACUUUCACCAAAUGGCUCCUCGCAAACUUCCUUUUCUUGUUCCCCACUCUCGUACGGCAUUGGAAGUUUUAUUGCAACAUCAGUGGCGAUGAGAACAGCAUUAUCGCAACUGAUUUAAAUCAAUAAUCUUAAGAGCCUGCCGUGGCCAUCGCUCACAUGGUUGUACCAAUAUAGAUUAAUGGAUUAACACGGGUGGGAUACAAAUUCUUGCUGUCUUGCUGUAAUUGUUUUAUUGUACUUUGGACUGCAACUCUGUUUUGAAUAAUUCAUUACAGCCCACAACUUUUUUUUUUUCUCUGCUCAAAUGGGGAGUGUUGUUCUACAAGAACACAGUUGGCCUUUUUUUCCAAAAAGAGACAAAUUCUGAUAAACAACAACAAAAAAGCGCAUUCAUUAUCCGGCACACCUGACCUUGCCAGAAUGAAUCACACCGCCUUGUCUCUGUUCUGCUGUUGCGUGCCAAGAAGCAGACGUUUGGUUUCACGCCAACAGUGUCUCCAAUUUCUGCUGCAGAGGAAUGCAACAGCAGCGACGUGGCAUGGGACGCUCUGCGGGGAAAGAAGGUACACAAUGGGACUGAAUCGGGCUACGUCUCAGACAACCACGUCAAGGGGAAAAAAUGGGCCUCCAGACAUUGAACUGGCUGGAUCUUCAAGCAUUUUAGGAUGAACUUAGUUCUCCGUGUGCUGAUGUGACUUUAACUUCACACGGGUCCAAAAGUUGCUUUAUCUUAAUCAUCACCACAAGUAGCUCCUGUAGCUGAUAACAGCAAAAAGUCCAAAUUAAAGCUUUAUUCAUCGUCACUGUGGACCACUGAAGUUAGUCCGAGGUUAAUCUGGACUUAAAAUGCCCCUCUGUGAUGAGUUCCUCAAAGUUCUAUUUCAUCUUGAAGUGUCCCACCGGAGGCCACCUACAUUAGUGUAAGCGCACACUCUGUUCGUCUCGCUACUCGUCCCCACCCAACUGUCUCUCUCUCGCUCUCUCUCUCU
Messenger RNA from Pungitius pungitius (ninespine stickleback), 5385 nucleotides. RefSeq names its product ATPase phospholipid transporting 11B (gene atp11b). Gene Ontology annotation, biological process: phospholipid translocation. The transcript is spliced from 31 exons. Gene Ontology annotation, cellular component: recycling endosome; endoplasmic reticulum; plasma membrane. Gene Ontology annotation, molecular function: ATP binding; ATP hydrolysis activity; magnesium ion binding. Lineage: Eukaryota; Metazoa; Chordata; Actinopteri; Perciformes; Gasterosteidae. The coding region runs from base 344 to 3787 and encodes 1147 amino acids. The record is from RefSeq and is a predicted model, not a curated record.